AUGUGUGACGCAAAUAAUGAGUUAAUUAUGAAACUAGUUUUAAACUUUUUUAAAAGCUCACAUAUUGAUUUAAAACCUGAAGACAUCAAAUUAAUGACUUGGACCAACCAAGAAACUUUUUUAAAUCAAACUAUUCAUUCAUCAUUAUUUAAAAAGUAUCCUAUUAAUUUAAAUUUUUGUAGAUUGUUUUUUAAAAACUUAAUACAGACUUUAGAUCAGGCAGACCAAGAAGUUCAUGAUGAUAUGUACACAUUCAUAUGUUCUACAAUGAAAAACUGUGAUGAGAAUGGUUUUAAUUAUCAUCAUUAUGUUAUUAACAACAACUUAUCUGAUAUUAUAACAAUAAAAGAAACAAGAAAUAUGGUAAUUAAUGGGACCACUGGGUUGAAAACUUGGGAGGCUGCUCUAAUGUUAUCAGAUUGGUCUUUGUGCAACAAACAAUUAUUUUCGAAUAAGAAAAUAUUAGAACUUGGCUCUGGAGUAGGCUUUACAGGCAUAACUAUAGCCAAACACUGUCAAAUAAAAUCUAUAAUAAUGAGUGAUUGUCAUGCUGAAGUUCUGAAAACAAUUCAUGAAAAUAUCCAAAUUAAUUUCCCUAAUGCUAUUUCAGAAGAAAGAUCUAAUGCAACAAUGUAUAAAAGUGAUACAAAAAUGAUAGGCACCCUGAUGUUAGACUGGAAUGAAAUUAAUGAUUUAUCUACAUGUUUGAUACCAGAUAUUAUAAUUGGAGCAGAUAUAGUUUAUGAUCCAUCAAUAUUACAGGCCUUGUUAAAUGUUUUUGAAUUCUUUUAUAAGAGAAAUAAUAGUAUUAACAUCUACAUAGCUAGUGUUAUUCGAAAUAAGGACACAUUUAACAAAUUUGUGAUGAUUUUAGGUAAGAGCAAUAUUCUU
Messenger RNA from Brenthis ino (lesser marbled fritillary), 891 nucleotides. The record is from the annotation of a GenBank genome assembly. NCBI's taxonomy places the organism in Eukaryota, Metazoa, Arthropoda, Insecta, Lepidoptera, Nymphalidae.